Rhinolophus ferrumequinum (greater horseshoe bat) is the source of this 7470-nucleotide messenger RNA. It is a transcript of the gene PDE8B, whose product is annotated as phosphodiesterase 8B. Gene Ontology annotation, biological process: signal transduction. The transcript has 22 exons. The coding region runs from base 335 to 2992 and encodes 885 amino acids. NCBI's taxonomy places the organism in Eukaryota, Metazoa, Chordata, Mammalia, Chiroptera, Rhinolophidae. The record is from RefSeq and is a predicted model, not a curated record. Gene Ontology annotation, molecular function: 3',5'-cyclic-AMP phosphodiesterase activity.
AGGCGGAGGCGCGGGGAGCGUGUUUGGGGCGCCGCGGCGGGGAGGGUGGCGGCUGCCGGUGCGCGCUGGGCGCUGUGUGUGCGCGCUCCCCCGCUCAGGCAGGAAGAUGGCCCAGAAGGGAAAGUUGGGGUGACGUGCGCGGCCCCCGGAGGCUCGGCUGGGGGUGCCGUGGCGAGCCCGACGGACGGGUGGCCAGACAGGCCAGGGGGCGCGCAGUCCCGGAGCUUCCAUCACCGCUACCCAGGCGGCCGCCCCCUCACUGCAGGUGGCCGCGGGUGCGCUGGGUCCCGGCAGCCGGGGGCGCAGGCGAGGUGCGGGGGAUCCCGGCCGAGGGAUGGGCUGCGCCCCCAGCAUUCACGUCUCGCAAAGCGGCGUGAUCUAUUGCCGGGACUCGGAUGAGUCCAACUCGCCCCGCCAGACCACCAGAGUGUCGCAGGGCCCCGCGGCCCCCCUGCACGGCCUCUUCGUUCAGACCGACGCCGCCGACGCCAUCCCCUCGAGCUGCGCGUCCGAUCCCCGCGGCGCCGCCCGCGUCCGCAGGGCCCGAGCUGAGCUGGGCAGCGGCAGCAGCACAGGCUCGGCAACCCCUUCCGCGACCACCUGCAGGGGCCGGAGGCGCCACUGCUGCAGCAGCGCGGAGGCCGAGACCCAGACCAGCUACUCCAGUGUCAAGCAGGUUUCUUCCGCGGAGGUACGCAUUGGGCCCAUGAGACUGACGCAAGAUCCUAUUCAGGUUUUGCUGAUCUUUGCAAAGGAAGAUAGUCAGAGUGAUGGAUUCUGGUGGGCCUGUGACAGAGCCGGUUAUAGAUGCAAUAUUGCCCGGACUCCGGAGUCAGCCCUUGAAUGCUUUCUAGAUAAACAUCAUGAAAUUAUUGUAAUCGAUCACAGACAAACUCGAAACUUUGAUGCAGAAGCAGUGUGCAGGUCGAUCCGGGCCACGAAUCCCUCCGAGCACACGGUGAUCCUUGCGGUGGUUUCACAAGCAUCGGGCGACCAUGAAGAGGCCUCAGUCCUCCCUCUUCUGCAUGCAGGCUUCAACAGGAGAUUUAUGGAGAAUAACAGCAUAAUUGCUUGCUAUAAUGAACUGAUUCAAAUAGAACAUGGAGAAGUUCGCUCACAGUUCAAAUUACGGGCCUGUAAUUCAGUGUUUACAGCAUUAGACCACUGUCACGAAGCCAUAGAAAUCACAAGCGAUGACCAUGUGAUUCAGUAUGUCAACCCAGCCUUCGAAAGGAUGAUGGGCUACCACAAGGGUGAACUCCUGGGGAAAGAACUCGCCGAGCUGCCCAAAAGCGACAAGAACCGGGCAGACCUCCUGGACACCAUCAACACGUGCAUCAAGAAAGGCAAGGAGUGGCAGGGGAUUUACUAUGCCAGACGGAAAUCCGGGGACAGCAUCCAACAGCAUGUGAAGAUCACCCCAGUGAUUGGCCAAGGAGGGAAAAUUAGGCAUUUUGUCUCCCUCAAGAAACUGUGUUGUGCCGCUGACAAUAAUAAACAGAUUCACAAGUUUCAUCGUGAUUCAGGAGACAAUUCUCAGACAGAGUCUCAUUCAUUCAGAUACAAGAACCGGAGGAAAGAGUCCAUAGAUGUGAAGUCGAUAUCAUCUCGAGGCAGCGAUGCACCAAGCCUGCAGAAUCGUCGCUAUCCAUCCAUGGCAAGAAUCCACUCCAUGACCAUCGAAGCUCCCAUCACAAAGGUUAUAAAUAUAAUCAAUGCAGCCCAAGAAAACAGCCCCGUCACAGUAGCAGAAGCGUUGGAUAGAGUUUUAGAAAUUUUACGGACCACGGAACUCUACUCUCCUCAGCUGGGUACCAAAGAUGAAGAUCCUCACACCAGUGAUCUCGUCGGAGGCCUGAUGACUGAUGGCUUGAGAAGGUUGUCAGGAAAUGAGUAUGUGUUCACAAAGAACGUGCACCAGAGUCACGGUCACCUUGGGAUGCCAGUAACCAUCAACGACGUCCCCCCUUGUAUUGCUCAGUUACUUGAUAAUGAGGAGAGUUGGGAGUUCAACAUCUUUGAAUUGGAAGCCGUUACACAUAAAAGGCCCUUGGUUUAUCUGGGCUUGAAGGUUUUUUCCCGGUUCGGAGUAUGUGAGUUUUUACACUGUUCUGAAACUACUCUCCGGGCCUGGCUCCAGGUGAUUGAAGCCAACUACCACUCGUCCAAUGCCUACCAUAACUCCACCCAUGCUGCCGACGUCCUGCAUGCCACCGCCUUCUUUCUUGGAAAGGAAAGAGUGAAGGGCAGCCUUGAUCAGCUGGAUGAGGUGGCAGCACUGAUCGCUGCGACUGUCCAUGACGUGGAUCACCCGGGAAGGACCAACUCUUUCCUGUGCAAUGCAGGCAGCGAACUUGCCGUGCUCUAUAAUGACACCGCUGUCUUGGAGAGUCACCACACAGCCCUGGCCUUCCAGCUGACGGUCAAGGACAGCAAAUGCAACAUUUUCAAGAAUAUUGACAGGAACCAUUAUCGAACCCUGCGCCAGGCUAUUAUUGACAUGGUUUUAGCCACAGAGAUGACAAAACACUUUGAACACGUGAACAAAUUUGUGAACAGCAUCAACAAGCCAAUGGCAGCUGAGCUUGAGGGCAGUGACUACGACUGCAACCCUAUCGGGAAGAACUUUCCUGAAAACCAGAUUCUGAUCAAGCGCAUGAUGAUUAAGUGUGCUGACGUGGCCAACCCGUGUCGCCCCCUGGACCUGUGCAUCGAAUGGGCCGGAAGGAUCUCUGAGGAGUACUUUGCACAGACGGACGAAGAGAAGAGACAGGGGCUGCCGGUGGUGAUGCCCGUGUUUGACCGGAACAGCUGCAGCAUCCCCAAGUCCCAGAUCUCCUUCAUCGACUACUUCCUCACAGACAUGUUUGCUGCCUGGGACGCCUUUGCACAUCUGCCAGCCCUGAUGCAACAUUUGGCCAAUAACUACAAACACUGGAAGACAUUAGAUGACCUAAAGUGCAAAAGUCUGAGGCUUCCAUCUGACAGCUAAAGCCAAGACAGAAGAGGACCUGUUGUCUACAAAGGGCACGGUGACUCACAGUAGUGUAAUCGAGAGGCUCUCCUUUAGAAGGAAAAUGACAGGUACAGGUUAAGGAGGGAAUGUUUAAUAUUUGACCCUGAAUCAUGUAGGUCCCCAAUUUUCAUUUUUAGAAAGUGCCAUGAAGAAAAAUGUAUGUUCUUUUGUGCAAUCACUUAGUGACAGAGCUUCGCCCUGCUGUCAUCCUGUGUGCCCUCGCCAGCCACCGAGCUGAGUGACUGUAACUAGCAGGACAUCAGCAGCACAGACCUGGUGCCUCUGAGCGCAUUUCCCUGGAUGAUGAGCAAGUCGCUCAGCUGGUGUUCAGCUCAUGUCUUACUACACGUCAUCGUCACUGCUCAGCUUCACUGUUUUCCUUAAGAGCACUGGUCUGAAGGAUUCAUAAGGAUAUCUAAGAGAAAACUACAUAAAAUGAGCAAAACAACUAGGACCAAAUUAUUGAUAAACCGGUUAGCUUCACAGCCUCAUGGCUCGGUGGUUCUUCUGAUGGAAGACACCCAAGUGUGACACCCACGUGAGAACACAGCCUUGGCCUGGUGAGUGCCUUCUCUAGACUGCUAGCAGCAGCCUGUGAGCCGCCUUUUGCUAUAAAAGGCAUUCAUCUUAACAGAAAGCCAUCUAUGAUGGGGAAGGGAGUGACAUUUUGUUUCAAGGGACUCCAUGAGCUUCCCUUAUUUAUGGUUAACAGAGGCAGUCACAAGGCACUAUAUAGUAUUAGAUAUAAAAGCCAUCAAAUCUGAAUGCCCUUAGACGAGCUUUUUUAAAAAAGAUUUCUAUACAUUUGCUGUUUAAAAUUUUUAUUAAAUCAAUCUAAAUUUUCUGGGUAUAAGUCAAUGGAGUAUAUUGUACCAUGUACCAUCUAUACAUAUAUAUUUGGGGAGGGGAUGGGGAAGUUUCAAGGUUCAGAUGUUUUUAACCUGUCCAUAUUUGAGAUCAUGCCAUUUUCCUUUAAUGUACAAAAAAAAAAAAGAUUGCAAGAUGUGUAAAAUAUGUCAGAAAAUAGACAUAUGGGGAAGCAGUAAAUACUAUUAAUUGUAUGCUAAAAGCUUCUAAAGCACAAAUGCAUAUUUUUAUACAGCUCUUUUCACAACUUUCUGUGAUCUACAUGAAAUCAGACUUGACAUUUUCCUUUCUAUUUUACCAGCCAACUCUUCUCUAUGUAUUGUAAAUAUUAGAAACUCAGUAAACAAAAUAUCUUCAUUUUUCUUUCAAAUUCUCUGUACUCCAUGCUGCACUUUUAAGAGGUAUAAGCAGAGACUGAAUUAAUUGAAUCAGUAGUUACUUUUUUCAAAUGAAAAUUGGAAUGCACAACACUUGGAACUAGUACAUGGGAAGAACAAAAAAAGAUCUAUCACUACAUAAUGUGCCAAUGUUUUUUUUUUCUAUGUUUUGUACCAAAAGAAAUGGAAACAUACAACAAUUACAUGCAAAGAAAUGUAUCUAAAUUAUUUUUGUUAGAUGAUAAGAAAACUUGCUUGGUCAGGACAGCAGGUAGCUUUGUAUUGUAAUGCUGCAAUAUGUAAAUGUGAUGAAAAUGUUUUUGUGAACUACUUGUAACUAAAUUCCUACAGCCAUUUUUCAUUCCCAACAGCUGUUUUUAUUUUACCUCCUCUUUGGCCUAAAUUUUUUGUAAUUUCCAAUUUUCAGUUUAGUGUCCUUUAUUUCAUGAGUCAUACACUUUGUUUGCAGAACACAUUAAAUUCAGGAUGUCAGUACCCCAUUUUAAGGAGCUAAAUCAUUUGCCUAGGCUUCAGAAGCUUGCUUGAGGUGAGGACACCCUUUUCCUGACCAUCUCUCUCUCAGUUCCAUUUGGUAAGUAACAUUUAUCAGUUAUCUGACAUUUUCUAUAUGAAUGUUGUAGCUUACUCAGUGGACUGUUAAAUUAAUUUUAUAUUCGCUUAACUGUUUUAAGACUGCCAGGUACUAAAGCUUUAGCGUAGCUCUGCUCUUCAUCAGUGGAAUCUCCUACUGAGUUGCUAACUAAAUAGUGCAUUCCUUCAAAUAGUCCAUUUAUUAGAAAUACAGUGUUUCAGAUGACAUGUGUAUCAGAUGGGUAUAAUUGCCGCUUAUACUGAGUUGUUUUCUAAAACACUGUGUUGAGGGGAGCUAUAUUAAUUUAGGAAAAUGCAACACUAUCUAAUACAGAGAGAGGUCACAUUAUUGCUACUGCUUAACCAGUAGUUAGUUAGAAAAUGUUACCUGGACAAGAAUGACCCCAUAAUUUAAGUCAUUCUUUAUUUCCAAUUUAAGAUUUUAACAUUGGCUUGCGUUCAGAGUCUGGACUGGUUACUCUUGUGAGCAAAGAACAAGCCUCAUCAGUUCUAUCAGAACCCACUCCACUUAGGAAGAUAAAUGAAAGAGAUGAUACAGUGUCCCUGGACUUCACAUUUUUGAUUGUAUUAUAUGAAUAAAGCCAGAGAAUGAGGUAAUAAGGCACACAACACAGUGUUAGCACUGGUGUUGCAAAUAUAAUAGUAUUGAAACUAAGCUAGAAAAUGGAAAAAGUGCACAUAAUAUACGUUGACCUCAAUUAUAACUGUAUUCUUCUAAAUUAAGGCAUUCAUGAAAGCAAAAUCUAUCAAGUCCAGUGAAUGGGUUGGAGGCUUCCCUCUAAACAUAUUAGUUUCUCAUCGCAGAAAACUAACCAGAGUUUAACAGAGAGAUUUACAGUGGUACAUACUAUUUGCUCCCAAAACUCACCUGUGGUUUGUAUCACUCCAUGUGAAUAGAUUGUCACAAAAUGCUAGCCCAGAACAGAUUAGGAAAUAAAAGUUUGUUAAAAAAUAUAUGAAUCCCUCAUAUAAUUCAUUAAAUAUGCCUUAAAUAAUUCAAGAAAACAACUUUACAAACUCAUGACCUAAUGAAGAAUUUCCAAAGAAAACGCUAGCUAGUAAUGGAGGAAAGUCCACCUAUAGAGGAAAAUUAAAAGCCUGAAAAUGAUUCUGAGAUAUUUAAUCACACUGAUCAACAAUCUGACGCACUCAGACCAGAAAGCACGGCUGCCUGGUGGAGGGCACAACUGCUGGGGGGGUGGGGGUAGGGGGCUCCAAUUUCAGGAUGAAAGAUUAGAAAGCUGUCUUUAUGUGACUCCACAGCAACAACAAUUUGUUGGCUAAAAGGGAGUGCUGAUUUUCCUAUUCAUAUUCUUCUACUCUAUAAUGGAGGCAACAAAUUUUCAUGUAUUUCUCCAUAAAGCUAUUUUCAUUGUAAAUUAUAACUGAAAUAAUAACUGUGAACAUUAUCUGGUUUUCCUCCAUGUUAGUCAUGUAAGCCUUUGUCUCUUAUUCUAGCCCUCUUCAAUUUCUAUUUUGAAAGCUGCCCAAUGACGAUAAUGGAAUAGAGCUAACAAAUUGCAAGGCCUUACCUGUCCGGGCCUCAGUUUCCUCAUUUAUAAUAAUAUUGGCAUGGUCUGGUCCAGGUGAUCUUAGCUUGUCCAGUCUUUGUGAGCAGUUGGUGGAGGUAAAAGGUAAAACGAGUGAAAACAACACUAUAAAGAUUCCAUCAAGAGUGUGUGUGUGUAUGUGUGUGAGAUGAACAAAUAAAUCUGCAGAAAGUGUUUUGAAAAGGACUAUUCCUGACACAUCCAUCACCUUGUACUUAUUUGCAUAGGAUUCUUUCAGCAGCAGCUUAAGAAUAACUCCACAACUAAACUCGCCCAUUUUUUAAUGUGUGGAACACUUUUUAAUUUGUAUUCUUUAGUACCAGAAGGGAAAGACAGUGCUCUGAAGAUGACUAAAUCUCAGUGGCCGUUGCCAGUGAAGCCUUUCUUAAGUAUUUCAUAUUUGAGUCAAUGGAAGAUGGAUCAGGCACUUCCCGCUAUAGUCUCUGACUUUGGAAACACUGUUAACUUUUUACUGACCUUGCUCUCAUCCCUGGAGUAGGUAAGGGGCAGCUCUGGUGUAGUACCAAUCCAAUCUAGCCAUAAGCUGUUCAGGCCAGUUCACACUGGGGAAAAAAAUACGCCUUCAUAAGAUUCCUACUGAUUUGAGUUUAUAGGGAUCUUAGUAGCUAGAAUUAAAACUGAAAAAUGAUUUAAACAAAUUACUUGGCACCAAAAAAAAAGUUGUAGUUAAACAGUGAGAGAUUCAAGUUUGUUUUAUAGAACAUUGACAAUUAGUUACUAAAGACCAGGGAAGUUGCAGGAGAAAGGAUAGAUUUAAAUAUGUCAUCACCAGGAUUCUUCAUCAGUGGGCUCUAAAGAAAACCAAAGGAUAAAACCUUCUAAGUCAAUGCCACAACUUUACUGUCCUCGCUACUUGCACUUCCUCACAAGGUCUAGAUGCAAAUUAAGGCCCUCACAGCACUCAGCACUCCCAGCGGCCCCAAGUGCAGUUACUACGUGAUCUUCAUUUCCUACAGGGAAGGAACCGUCUCCUGGAGGGAGAUCCCAGGUUUCAAUUCAGAUAUGCUACAUCCUACCUGUUCUUCAG